ACCACAACAAAAUUGACCACGAUUUCAUGCUACAAAGUCUUGAUUGGAGGAGCGCGACUGCACACCGGAAGCUUGAGGGAUACAAGAAGGUCCAGAGAAACAGCGCCGCGCUAUGAACCGACAGCAACUCCACCCAGCCUUUGCGGAUCUUCUGAAUAGCGACCCUCAUCUACCGGAGAUGAUUGGUUACAUUCGGCAGCUCGUCAGCGGCACUGACGGCCGGGUGGUUUCCAGGAAUGCCGCUCUGGCCUAUUUGGGUAUAAUUACUGCCUUCGCCGACCGAGGACUUCUUGAAGUCGGUUGGGCUCCCCGCUUGUUGAUCGACAUAGAAGGAAAGGAGUUUGAGAUCGUCCUCGAUGACGAAGAACAACUCGAAGAACCCGCCGUGGUUCUGCCUCCGCGCCUAGAAAUGGACCUGACUAUGGCUGGCAGUUUCGGUUUACCCGGCUCUUCUCGAGAUCACUCAAAGCAGUCAAAACUUAGGCGGUUCCUUGAGUCUUUGGCUGAUCGCGAUUAUAGCGGUCUAAGCGUUCCCCCUCUUGUCAACAGGUCGAGCGUUGUUAGUGUUGGCCAGCUCGAAGGCGAAGCGGCGGCUUCCGCUCAAGUCGAGGAGGGUAUCGUAGGGAACAUCGUCAAUCAUCUCCUCACCUUAGAAUCUCUUGACAAACGGUGGGCUUCUCUAACGGUUGCCACCAACAUUGCGUACUGGAGGCUCGGCGAAGCUUAUAAUGCGUUCGUCGAAAGCAAGCGCGGCUCAAUUCCGAGUUCCAGAAACGCGCGCACAGAACAGAAAGUUAUCUUCGAGCUUCUUUGUAGCGAGCCUGCCUUCCAGGAAGCUUCUAAAGGGCUAAAGGCAAGGUGGAGCCUUCAGAAACGCCUCCAGCGAGCACGCAAGUUCACUCUUCUCGUCGGCCUGUUCGGAGCAGUCGUUUUGCACGCUGAGCCAGAGGUUUCUGUAUCUAGAAUCGAUGCCUUGAAGUUAACAGAUUUGUAUCUACUGGCCCAAGAAAAGUCAUCUUGCGCCAUGAUCCAGGUGGUAGUCCGCAAGUUAGCAUCAAUCUCGAUCAUGGAGGUCUAGUUUGAAGCUCUACAAUGAACCAGAUAAAGUUGCUGCUUUGGUAGGUUUCUGACGUGAGUUUGAAUCUGACGGGUCCCAGAGGAG
Messenger RNA from Vanrija pseudolonga, 1162 nucleotides. RefSeq lists its product as uncharacterized. The coding region runs from base 113 to 1078 and encodes 321 amino acids. The record is from RefSeq and is a predicted model, not a curated record. NCBI's taxonomy places the organism in Eukaryota, Fungi, Basidiomycota, Tremellomycetes, Trichosporonales, Trichosporonaceae. The transcript is spliced from 4 exons.